Molecule: messenger RNA, 971 nt
Organism: Pelagomonas calceolata
Lineage: Eukaryota; Pelagophyceae; Pelagomonadales; Pelagomonadaceae
Source: the annotation of a GenBank genome assembly
AAACAAAAUACAAUUAGGGGUACAGAACGCCAGACAGCUCGGUCGGCGGGAGAUGUCGGCGGGCGGGGCGCACCAAGAACCCCGCCCGCGUCACGGGUCCCGCCGGCCGCGCCGUCACGCGCCCGCACGCCGGUGCUCGCCCGAGUGGUGGAAGGUGUCGUGGCCGCGCAGGCCCUUCUUCUUGCGACGCCUCCGCACGCGUUCCAGGCCGUCCAUGUGCGCGCCGGGCUCGUGGAGCGUGAGCGGCGGCGCGCCGUCCGCGGCAACGAGCCGCUUGAGGAGGUCGUCGGGCCCGCUGUCGGCGUCGAAGGGGUCGACGAAGUCCAGCAGCGUGCCGUCCGCGCGGAUGACGGCCGUCGUCCGCUUGCCCGUGCACCGGUCCUCGCGGCGGCAGGCGCCGAACUGGCGGAUCACCGCCUCGCCGUUCGAGAUCAGGGGGUAGCCGAAGUCGUGCUCCUCGGCGAAUUUGCGGUUGUAGUCGGGCGGGUCCACCGAGCAGCCGGCUAUUUUAUAACCGGCGGCCUCGAACUGCGGCCGCAGGCGCUCGAAGUUCUCGCCCUCGCGCGUUCAGCCGCCGGUACCCGCCUUCGGGUAGAACCAGAGGACCAGGCCCUUCGGGCCCGUCGCCGACGCGAGCGUGACCUGUUGGCCAUCAUAGUUUUCUCCGACAAAGGCCGGCGCGGCGUCGCCGCGGCGUAGGGCGGCGGCCGCGGGCGCCAGCAGGAGUGCGUACAGCGCGAGGCGGCGACGCAUUUUUUGUGACGUUGUUUCCGCGCGCGUCCCGUUUGCGCGCGCGUCCCGUAGGCCUACAAAGCUCCUCCCAGGGCUGCUAGGCCGGCUGAGGAGCUGGUGGGCGCCGGCGCUUAGCGGGCAGAGUUACGGCUCGGCUCACAAUCGAUCGCAGCGAUCCGAAACCUCGCAGGAACCGCCCAAGGGUGCGUUUUACGCCUACCACCUUCACCGAGACAGUG